Messenger RNA from Ficedula albicollis (Collared flycatcher), 885 nucleotides. RefSeq names its product PHD finger protein 5A (gene PHF5A). NCBI's taxonomy places the organism in Eukaryota, Metazoa, Chordata, Aves, Passeriformes, Muscicapidae. The annotation marks the transcript as partial. Gene Ontology annotation, biological process: mRNA splicing, via spliceosome. Gene Ontology annotation, cellular component: U12-type spliceosomal complex; U2 snRNP; catalytic step 2 spliceosome. The transcript has 3 exons. The record is from RefSeq and is a predicted model, not a curated record.
CCAGCAAUCGGAAGACUCUGUGAAAAAUGUGACGGCAAGUGCGUGAUCUGCGACUCGUACGUGCGGCCCUGCACCCUGGUGCGCAUCUGUGACGAGUGUAACUACGGCUCCUACCAGGGCCGCUGCGUCAUCUGCGGGGGGCCCGGGGUGUCUGACGCCUACUACUGCAAGGAGUGCACCAUCCAGGAAAAAGAUAGAGAUGGUUGCCCUAAGAUCGUCAACCUGGGCAGUUCCAAGACCGAUCUUUUCUAUGAAAGGAAAAAGUAUGGCUUCAAGAAGAGGUGAUCCUAUUUGUACGUGGCUACCUCCUGUUGGGUUGGCAAGAGGGCCUGGGAACAUCUCUGGACUUUACUCUUAUUGAAAACUGGUUAAUUUUUUUUUCCUAAAGCAGUACAAAUUCAGUAAUAUACUUGGGGUUGGAUAAAUAACAGACUGAAUGGGGACUGAUCAGAACCAAUGAUAAGAGAGGGCAAAUGGAGAUUACUGUUUCUGACCUUUGCAGAAGCUCUGCUAGUAGUUACCCCAUCUCUCUAUACAAAGCAGAGUGGGCAAGCAGUUACACAUAGAGGAGCUAUGUAAAAAUAGAAAAUGCUGUAUUUAAUGUGGCGAAACACCUUGAGCUUGUUCUUACUGGGCCUCCUCUCAGUUGUUUGCAAUUGCCCCAUCCAUCAGUGCUGAAGAACAGAGCACCAGUCCACUCCCCUCCUCCCUUCCUCCAGUAUAUUUCCAUGCUGCCCUGUUUUGUAAGGAACCUGCUCAUGGCUGGUACCUUCCUAGGGAGAGCACAGCUGUUCUAUGUUUUCUUUGAGAGAUAACUCCAAGGCCGUUUCUUGUAACCAUUUCUGUAGGAUGCAUACCAAUAAAGCUUUUCCUUUUGGGAUUUUA